AUGAAGAAAGAGCCGGGCCACUCCACCGAUGAUGCAGCAGUUCUCGAACUGCAAAACGAGAGGAAGCUCCUGUUGCAAAAGCAGGAUGAGUUGAACCGGAAGAUUGCACUCCUGGCUGAGAGGCUGCCGGGCACCGCUUCCACGUCGGGUGCUCCCACAUCGGGUGCUCCAGUCACUCGAUGCAGCAUCCCCGAGCCCCACAAGGACACCGAAGAAGAUCAGUCCUCGGAUGAUGCGGGCGACAAUGACGAGGGCGAGGGCGACGAUGGGGAUUGGGGACUGGGUUCAGUCUUAUGCCCCAAGACGGGGAAAGUGACAAAGUGGCAUAUGGAUGUUCUCACGGCCGACGCCGUGAAGCAGCGAUUGCGGCGCAUGUGCAAACGCCGGAAAUCCGGCAAAGUGCCCGGAGGGGAAGAGGCCUUCGAGUCCUACAAGGAUGUCGGAAACCGAAAGCAGCUUGCAAAGCUCCUAGUGGAUGCGAAGUUCAACGAGGAGAAGGAAAAGAGCUUGACCGUCGACGCAGGCUGGUACACAGAGCAGGAGAUGAAGGAGAAGCUACAGUAUGAUUCGUGCCUUGGAUGA
This is a messenger RNA of Symbiodinium sp. CCMP2592, 582 nucleotides long. Lineage: Eukaryota; Dinophyceae; Suessiales; Symbiodiniaceae. The record is from the annotation of a GenBank genome assembly.